Messenger RNA from Clupea harengus (Atlantic herring), 1522 nucleotides. It is a transcript of the gene tusc2b, whose product is annotated as tumor suppressor 2, mitochondrial calcium regulator b. Lineage: Eukaryota; Metazoa; Chordata; Actinopteri; Clupeiformes; Clupeidae. The record is from RefSeq and is a predicted model, not a curated record. Gene Ontology annotation, biological process: inflammatory response; regulation of mitochondrial membrane potential. Gene Ontology annotation, cellular component: mitochondrion.
AUCAAGUUCCCGAGAGGAGACACAAUUUCAACCGGUGUUUUGAAUUACAUUUUAACAUUGAGUGCUCACUGGCCAAGAAAAUAAUGUCCUGUGGUUGAAAAUGGGAGGCAGCGGCUCCAAAUCCAAAAGCUAUUGGCCCUUCUCUGGUUCUGGCGGCAUUGAUGAACAAGCCAAAGAGGGAAAUGAUCAGCCACUGGCACGUCCGCGAAGUUUUAGGAGUGCAACACCCUUCGUGUUUACCAGACGAAGCUCACUUUACUAUGAUGAAGAUGGAGACUUGGCCCACGAGUUUUAUGAGGAAACUGUGGUGACAAAAAAUGGUCGGAGAAAGGCCAAGUUGAAGCGGAUCCAUAAGAACCUUAUACCUCAGGGAACAAUCAAGCUGGAUCACCCUUCCAUCCAUGUAGAUUUUCCAGUAGUACUCUGUGAGGGUUGACAAAGGAGCAAACAUGCUACAGACCAUGUAGAUUUCACCAAUAUCCCCUGUCCUCUUUACUGAAUCCCCGCCCCCACUGUGAUGGACACUGGCAGUGAUCUUUCAGAGAAGAAGAAGAAGGACUCCUCUGUUCGGUGUGGCUGGCUGACCUGGGGCAUGCCGAGCUCCCUGCAUGUAGACUGUGACAUGGGAGAAAGCUAAAGCUCUGGUAUUCUGCUCAUGGAGACCGAGGAUCUGUGAACACUGAUGGACUGACUCCUCUCUCCCUGCCGUAUCUUAGAUACAUAUUGUUAGGCGGUGUGUAUGUGUGUGAUUGUUAGACAAAAGAGAGGAAAUUAUGUCGCAUUGAUCCUCUUGGCAGGAACGCUGUGCUGCACACACUAUCAUUUUUGUCUUGCUCUAUUGAAUGUUCUGGAAUGCUACAUUGUUUUUUGGAAACCCUAAGAAUGUAUGGAAACAGUUUUUCCCCUUUGUCUAAGGUAUGUAUGGCCAUUUCCAUGGUGAGAGUUCUGUGCAAGGGAUAGUUCCUGCCAAAGGUUCUAGUGUCAGCCUCUUAGGCAACUAGCUAUGGAGUUUACUUUGGUCAGGGCUAAGGAUCUUUGGUCAGAAUGCCUAAACUCUCAGCUGAAUAUAAGAUGUCCUUCUAGUUAUGCACUUUUUUUAGUUUUUUAAAUCGUGCAUGUUUUUCUCCCAUGAACUCCUUGUAACAUCAUUUGGAUUUUCUGGCAGAAUAGACAAUCAGUGGCAGGAGAUGCUGUGCUGCAUGAUAGCAGGAAGUCUUGUCAGAAGUCUUUUUCCCCCUCUACCCCUGGCAGCCACACACACAUGUGUAGAGAAGUCACCAGAAGACUACAUGAGCAAUGUCACUGCUCUGUUGAUAUCUAUGUAAUUUGGCAGAAUUCACUGUUUUAUUUAUUGUACCAGUUUCAUUUUGUGUUGCAUUGAAUUUGUAAAAAGAAAAUAACCCUUAAUACAUGUUUCACUUAGUGUCCACAUUUUUGCAGUAGGGGAGGGGGGAAAAGGGUGUCUCAUUGCAUGUUUCUUGGGUACAGGAAAGCAUUAAAAUCUGCAGGACCAUUACAUCAA